AUGACCGUCUCAUAUCCUUUUCAGACCGUUUUCGCCGUACCCAUGACAUGUGACAGCUGCGUCAAGGACGUUUCAGACUCGUUGUACAAGCUGGGGGGCAUCACCAAGGUCGAGGCCAAUCUCGAGGACCAAUUGCUUUCCGUCGAGGGCACAGCCGCACCAUCAACAAUUGUUGACGCCAUCCAAGCCACGGGGAGAGACGCUAUCCUGCGAGGCUCGGGAGGAUCAAACAGUGCGGCUGUCAGCAUCCUCGAGUCUUUUUACCAUGCAAAUGAUGCGCCUUCAAAGUUGAAUGAGCAGCGAGACCGAGAGGUCAGGGGCCUGGCUAGAAUGGUGCAGGUCUCCCCGACUACAACUCUGAUCGACAUGACGCUACGCGGCGUUGCCCCCGGCUCAUACCGAGCUACAAUCCGUGAGUACGGUAACCUGGCGGGGGGUGCAUCAUCGACGGGCCCUGUCUGGUCGGAAGGCAGUGAAGACGCUACCGCCAAGGGGUUCUUGGGCGUCUUCAACGUCGGCAAGGAUGGCAGAGGCAGCGCCUAUCUCGACAAACCUUUUCAAAUCUGGGAAGUCAUUGGCCAUGCCAUGGUCGUCUCGAGACAAGAUGAGUCUGCAGUGGCGUUGAAAAAUGACCCAGACACGUUAGUCGGCGUGAUUGCCAGGAGUGCCGGCGUGUGGGACAAUGAUAAGACGGUCUGUUCAUGCACCGGCAAGACGCUGUGGGAAGAGAGAAAGGACGAGGUCGAGAAGGGUAUGCUGUAG
This is a messenger RNA of Colletotrichum phormii, 762 nucleotides long. Its product is annotated as heavy-metal-associated domain-containing protein. The transcript has 4 exons. The record is from RefSeq and is a predicted model, not a curated record. Gene Ontology annotation, molecular function: superoxide dismutase copper chaperone activity; copper ion binding. Gene Ontology annotation, biological process: superoxide metabolic process. NCBI's taxonomy places the organism in Eukaryota, Fungi, Ascomycota, Sordariomycetes, Glomerellales, Glomerellaceae. The coding region runs from base 1 to 762 and encodes 253 amino acids. Gene Ontology annotation, cellular component: cytoplasm.